This is a messenger RNA of Entelurus aequoreus (snake pipefish), 1937 nucleotides long. RefSeq names its product glutamate receptor ionotropic, delta-2-like. The coding region runs from base 503 to 874 and encodes 123 amino acids. The record is from RefSeq and is a predicted model, not a curated record. The transcript has 4 exons. NCBI's taxonomy places the organism in Eukaryota, Metazoa, Chordata, Actinopteri, Syngnathiformes, Syngnathidae.
AUCGCAAUUGUGGAGAACAGAGUUGCUGAUAUUGAGCAGUACACAAGGAUCAAUGAUGUGAUCAUCACCGGACUUAGCAUCAAGUAGCCCCAGCGAAUGGAGGGGAGCCGGCGGAGUUGGAUGUUAUUUCGAUGGAGCGACAGGUGGCGGUCUUCAUGCAGUCCAAGGACAUACAACUGGACUGUAACAGCAUCGAAGCAUGUCACCUUUUUGCCCAGGAGAGGAACAAACGACAAGCCGAGCGUAGUUCUGAGAUUUGUCAACAGAAAGCACAAGAUGGCGUUGCUAAAACAGGGAAGGAAGCUAAAAGGAACAAACGUAUACAUGAACGACCAUUUGACCAAACGAAAUGCUGAUAUAGCCCGAAAAGCACGCCAAAUGAGGAGAGAGAAGAAAAUUCUACAAACUUGGACUGCGAACUGUAAAGUAUUCAUCAAACUCAACGGCACUCCGGAGAACGCCAAAGUGCUGUUGAUUAGAAACAUCGAAGAUCUGAACGAAUAUGACGUAUGAACUGGAAUGUAAGGGAGGAGACUACGGCAUCUAUUUGGACAACAUGCAAGUUCUUUGGGCUAUGUUGCUUAUGGCCGGCAUUUGGAGCCAGGAGUGGAAGUGUGCGCUCUCAGACUCCAUCAUCCACAUCGGCGCCAUCUUUGACGAGUCGGCGCGGAAGGACGAUGAAGUGUUUCGCCUGGCGGUGGCGGACCUCAACCUGAACAACGAGAUCCUGGAGACGGAGAAGAUUACCAUCUCUGUGGAAUUUGUGGACGGGAACAACCCUUUCCAGGCCGUGCAAGAAGCGCUUGUCCUCAUCUGGGUCACGUCCGAGACGGAGCCUACCCCAGUUGACUUCAAGCAUGAGUCGGGGUGUUAGCUGUCCAAUUACAGCACGCAGAAUUCAAACUGGGAUUUGCCGAACAUGGUAAUGAGUUAUUUGACUUGUUGAAAAAUGUUUGCCUCUUUGAUCGUUUUUCAUGCGGUAAAUUGUCCUUUGUCACAUGUUGUGAUUUUUAAAAAAAAGAAAAAAAAAGAAGAUUGCGUUGAGACAGUUUAUGAAGCGCAAUCAUCAAGCGGCCUGAGACAAAAUGUAUAAAAAUGAUAAUAAAAUGCUCCAUCUUCCCAAGUCUUUAAUUAAAGUUUCAAAGGAUUAGGAGUUAGUGAAAGAUAUAAAUAUAUAUUUUAUUCCCGAGCAUUUGUCGUCUUUUCCAGUUUAUCAGCUCUGACACUGGAACUUGAGAGGAAUUAUGUGCUUGCAGUGCUAAAGUCAGCAUGAAGUGACUGCCUUCAGGCUGUGGGAAGAAACACUCCACGUUUUACAUGAGGGUGAUGUGAAUAACUAAAUCAGACUUUGGCAUCUUGAUGAGUACACAGGCAUGCAACGCGUGCGGCUGGAGAAUAAACUUGUUUUUUUUUUAAAAGGUCGGCUAAAUGUAAAUGUAACCUUUUCACGUAUGGUAUCACAGCUAUCUAUCGGCCUCUCCUUUUGAUCACAAUAUUUAAUCGCUGAAAAAUACCACACAUCUGAUUUAUGUGAUGAACAAGGGCAACAUAUUAAUAAGACCAUUUUUGGCAUGUAAUACACUAUUCAGCAUCAAUGUUAAUAAAAAAAUAAAAACAACAUAUUGUGUACCUGUUGUUGGAAUAAACUUGCACAAAAAAUGUAACGAUAUAAUGUAUUUACAAUAAAUAACAUCAAAAUACAAAAUACAAAUAAUUUCCAUAGUUUAGAUCAGGGGUGGGCAAUUAAUUUUUACCGGGUGCCGCAUGAGCAACCUGAGCACUGCUGGAGGGCCACACCGACAAUAUUUCAAUUAAAUUUUGCUCAAAUUAUUUUUGAUAUACCGUAAGAUAAAUAAUAAUAAUAAUAAUUUCAUUUAACCUAACUUAACUUUAUACGAAAAACAGAUUGCUUUUGAUGGUUUUAUUUUUAACACUGU